Mixia osmundae IAM 14324 is the source of this 3525-nucleotide messenger RNA. RefSeq lists its product as uncharacterized. Gene Ontology annotation, molecular function: catalytic activity. Bases 1 to 3525 code for a protein of 1174 amino acids. The transcript has 14 exons. The record is from RefSeq and is a predicted model, not a curated record. NCBI's taxonomy places the organism in Eukaryota, Fungi, Basidiomycota, Mixiomycetes, Mixiales, Mixiaceae. Gene Ontology annotation, biological process: regulation of DNA-templated transcription.
AUGCCUCGUCAGCGGACCCAAGCCGGUCAGAGAUCGGUCGUGCUCGUCACUGUGUGCCGUGUGAGCGCGGCUCUGGCCUCCAGUCCCGCGCGCGAGAUUGAAGUCGGUCAGAGAGGCUGCAAGAGGCUCGUACGAUCAGCAGAGGCUCAAGCAGAGUGCAACUUGAGCCUGGACAUCGACACGGGUGCGCUAUCGAGCGUCGUGCGGCAUCCCGCGGAACAAGACCGGACUGCCAUCAGCGACGUGGAAAAACUAUCGUCUGAGCUACAGCAGACCAGGCUAGCCGGAUCAUCAUCAGCCUCCUCCUCGCCGUCCUUGCCCGGAGAAGCCAAACUCCAGUGCAAGCCAAGACGAGGAGAGAACGACUUUCCAGCCCUUGGGGCUCCAGGCUCGGGUCAUCCCAACUCCUUAUCCGCCAACUCGAACCUGUUCGGCCAGGGCAACCUCUUUGGAUCGGCCCCGACCGGCGCGAGUGCGGGCACCAGCGGCGCAGUAGGAGGUAGCUACGCCUCCCAAGCAGGUCAGCAGCAUCACCACCAUCAGCAACAUCAUCACUUUACCGGCUCAAACGGCAUCAACGCCUUCAGACGGACCUCGGCUACAACAGGUCAGCCUGCCACUGACUUCAGCGUCACUCCGGACGACUUUCCGGCUCUGGACGGGGCUAGCAAUCCUUUGCCGCCGCCGCCAGGCUUGGGCAACAUCAGUUCGCUCUCCAACGCGCCAGGUCUCGGUACGGGCAUGUCGAGCAGUCAGCAACAACAACAAGAGCAGGCCAACGUUGCUGCAGCGCUCGCUAGGCGGCAAAACAGCCACUCGUCUGUCGCUGCUGCCGCGGCGGCCUCGUACCUCAAUACUGCGAACCACGGCGUCAGGACGCUGUCUGGCACGCUUGGCUCACUGUCUAGCGAGGAUGCGAAGCGGAACUAUGCCACCAAGCUAGCCAACGCUCAAGCAAGUCAACAGCAACAGCAACACUCCCAGCAACCAUGGAGCUUAGCCCCCCAGCCCUCGCCUCUCAAUGCAAAUGCGCCUGGCAAUCCGUACGGUCAGCUCACUAACGGAGCGAAUCACAAUCAUGCGCAACAAACGCAGUCGCGCUCGCCUUCGCAAACGCUCAAUAGUACUGCUACGAGUGGACCCAGGCCAAUAUCUGGCGCGCAGGCAGCCGCCACGCUUGCUGCCAAUGCGUCCAGACAGACUAGUCUAGCAUCGCAACCUGCUAUGACGGCGAUAGAAGCGCUACCACAGACACCUGCUCAGCAGGUUUUGCUCAGUCCGGCAGAUCGUUUCGGUCUCAAAGGCUUACUGCAGAUCAUCAGGAGCAAUGAUCCAGAUGUCAGCCUGCUGUCGCUCGGCACGGAUCUAUCGAAGCUGGGAUUAGAUCUGAAUCAAAAAGACAAUCUUUAUCCUACCUUUGUCUCACCAUGGUCAGAGACAGAUCAACACCCGGGCUUGCACAUCGAGCCAGAAUUCCAUCUGCCGGCUUGCUACAACGUUCAGCCACCGCCAGCACAAAGCAAGCUGGGCGUUUAUUCAGACGAGACGCUGUUCUUCAUCUUCUACACCAGUCCGAGAGACGUGAUGCAAGAGUUUGCGGCUCAAGAGCUAUACAAGCACAACUGGCGCUAUCACAAGGAGCUCAGGCUAUGGCUCACCAAGGAGACCGGCACAGAGCCAACUCAAAAGACGGCGACAUUCGAGCGCGGCUCGUAUGUAUUUUUUGAUCCUUCAUCUUGGGAGAGGGUCAAGAAGGAGUUCGUUCUCGUGUAUGAGCAGCUAGAAGUCCAGACACCUCACUGGCCGAGGAAUGCGAUGUACGAAGCAAUGGAUGCAUCCAAGGGAAAGUGGGUAUAUUGCCGUUAUGCCAUGCCAGUCUCGAAGUCCGUGCUUAUCGCACAGAUUCUCAGACAGCGUCUCGCUUACCGCCAGCUAUCGACAGCUGCUGCCCAUGCAGCUCAGUCAGCCCCCGGAAGGGGUGGCAUUGAGCCGCCGCUCAAAGGGCUGAGGAUCGUCGAUCUCACGAGAGUGCUGGCCGGCCCAUAUUCGACCAUGUUGCUCGCCGAUCUGGGCGCCGAUGUCAUCAAGAUCGAGCACCCGACCAGAGGUGACGAUACCCGGGCAUGGUACCCACCCUUUGCACCUAGCACCGGCGCCAAGGCUCACCCGGCGCCGCCUGCGCUCGCACAAGACGGGUCUGAGAAAGUCUCGACCACCAAGGAUGACUCACAAGCGGACUGGUCUAAUUUGCCGCCUGAAUCCGCUUAUUUCCUCAGCGUUAAUCGCGGCAAGAGGAGCCUUGGCCUCAAUCUCAAGACACAAGAAGGACAAGCUAUCGUCAAGGAGCUCAUCAAAAAGGCGGACGUGCUCGUGGAGAACUAUGUGCCGGGCAAGCUGGCGGAAAUGGGCUUAGGCUACGAAGACUGUCAUUCCAUCAAUCCGGGAAUUAUCUAUGCGUCCAUUACCGGUUAUGGCCAGACCGGUCCUUUCAGAACUGCGCCAGGAUACGAUGUCAUGAUCGAAGCGGAAGCUGGUCUCAUGCACAUCACAGGCGAGCCAGAUCGUGCGCCCGUCAAAGUGGGCGUGGCGAUCACUGAUCUCACAACGGGACUUUACGUGCACGGAGCGAUCAUGGCUGCGCUGCUCGGUCGGGCGAGGACGGGGAAGGGCGCUUGGAUUGAUGCCUCUCUGUUCGACUCGCAAAUCGCUUCGCUGGCCAAUAUCGGUAGCAACUAUCUCAUCGCUGGUCAAGAGGCGACAAGGCAGGGAACGGCGCAUCCCAGUAUAGUGCCCUAUGAGACAUUUGCGACGAAGGAUUCGUUCAUCAUGAUCGGUGCAGGCAACGAUGGUCAGUUCAGGAUAUUAUCGCGCCUGCUUGGCCAGCCGGGUUGGUCGGACGAGGCUCGCUUCAAGACAAACGGCGAUCGUGUCGCCAAUCGAGCCAUCUUGAAGGAUCUCAUAACCCGAGCGCUCUCAGCUCAGACUACUACAUCAUGGGUCGAAGCAUUCACGGGCAAGGGUAUUCCCUUCGCGCCCAUUAACAAUAUCAAAGGCACCUUUGAACAUGCACAAGCAAAGGCGAGGGGCGUAGUGGUGGAAGUUGAGCAUGCUCGAGCGGGUAGGAUCAAGCAGCUCGCUCCUGCAAUGUACUACAAUGGUCAAAGAAUGCCGGUAAACCGUCCACCGCCCGUCCUGGCUCAGCAUACUGCCGAAGUUCUUGCAGAAGAACUCGGCUACGAUGUCGAAAAGAUUCGUCAGCUCCGCGCGAGUAAGACCGCCGAUGCGAGCAUGACACCAUCUGGACAGCGUCGAGGGACACGCAUGGCAAAGCCACGCUCAGCUUUGAGCUAUCAUGAAGACAUAGCAUGCCCAUAUCCUGUUGUAGACCAUGUGAAGAGCAAGCCUGCCGUCGAUGUGAUCUUGCGACGCCUUUUGAUUUUCAGCUACUCGAGCUUGGCGCUUGGCGCUUGGCGACACCGCGCGUCGCGUACUGCCGCUGGACAAGCGAUGCAUCCGAGCGGCUGA